Messenger RNA from Meleagris gallopavo (turkey), 1169 nucleotides. NCBI's taxonomy places the organism in Eukaryota, Metazoa, Chordata, Aves, Galliformes, Phasianidae. The record is from RefSeq and is a predicted model, not a curated record.
UACAACCCCACGCACGGCACCAAUCCCAAAUACAACCCCAAAUACAACCCCAAAUCCCAAAUACAACCCCAUGCACGGCACCCAUCCCAGACACAGCCCCAAAUCCCAAAUACAACCCCACACACAGCACCAAUCCCAAAUACAGCACCAAUACCAACCCCACGCACGGCACCCAUCCCAGACACAGCCCCAAAUCCCACACACGGCACCGAUCCCAGACACACCCCAAAUACAACCCCACGCACGGCACCCAUCCCAGACACAGCACCAAUCCCAAACACAACCCCAGACACAGCACCAAUCCCAAAUACAACCCCAAAUCCCAAACACAGCACCAAUUCCAAAUACAGCACCAAUCCCAAACACAGCACCAAUCCCAAAUACAGCACCAACCCCAAAUACAGCACCAAUCCCAAACACAGCACCAAUCCCAAAUACAGCACCAAUCCCAAAUACAGCACCAAUCCCAAACACAGCACCAAUCUCAAAUACAGCACCAAUCCCAAUUACAGCACCAAUCCCAAAUACAGCACCAAUCCCAAAUACAACCCCACACACAGCACCAAUCCCAAAUACAGCACCAAUCCCAAAUACAACCCCACACACAGCACCAAUCCCAAAUACAAUCCCAAAUACAACCCCACGCACGGCACCAAUCCCAAAUACAACCCCAAAUACAACCCCACGCACAGCACCAAUCCCAGACACAACCCCAAAUCCCAAACACAGCACCAAUCCCAAAUACAACCCCAAAUCCCACACACGGCACCAAUCCCAAAUACAACCCCAAAUCCCAACUCCAAAUCCCAACCCCACACACGGCACCAAUCCCAGACACAGCACCAAUCCCAAAUACAGCACCAACCCCAAAUCCCAAUCCCACACACAGCACCAAUCCCAAAUACAGCACAAAUCCCAAAUACAAACACAAAUCCCAAACACAGCACCAAUCCCAAAUACAGCACCAACCCCAAAUACAACCCCAAAUCCCAAUCCCACACACAGCACCAAUCCCAAAUACAGCACAAAUCCCAAAUACAACCCCAAAUCCCAAACACAGCACCAAUCCCAAAUACAACCCCAAAUCCCAACCCCACGCAUGGCACCAAUCCCAAAUACAGCACCAACCCCAAAUCCCAACCCCACGCAUGGCACCAAUCCCAAAUACA